Molecule: messenger RNA, 2656 nt
Organism: Spinacia oleracea (spinach)
Lineage: Eukaryota; Viridiplantae; Streptophyta; Magnoliopsida; Caryophyllales; Amaranthaceae
Exons: 2
Coding region: 1963-2568 (201 amino acids)
Source: RefSeq, a predicted model, not a curated record
AAUCAUCAAGUUCCCCCAUCUUUGAUUCUUCAAAAUCCAUUUCAACCCAUGUUUCUCUCACUUUCUCUCUCCAAAAACUAACUACAAACCCUAGAAAAUUAGAAACUAAAACUAAUUAUGUACAUGGUUCUAUGUCAUGACCUAAAAUUGGUAUUUAUACUAAAGCCUAAAAAAAAGGGAAAUAAAAAAAAACAAAAAGUAAAACAAAGAAAAAUCUGAAAAUCAUUAAAAGAAGAAUUAAGAAAAAAAAUAAAAAGAAAAAGGAAAAGGGGACAAAAGAGAGAAGACUAAAAGAAGAAGAAAAGUUAAAAUAGGACAUCAGAUUCCAAAAAAAGGAAAAGGAAAAGGAAUUAGAGUCCCCUCCAUUUCAAAUACAAUCAGACCCCAUCUCUUCGUCAUUCCUUCCUUCGUCGUUCCUCCCAAUUAAUGGGGUUUUGAUCCCCUUUCUUCAAUUCGUCUUCUUCUCGGUGUACCCCUUUUACACCAUUCAUCAUCAUCAUCUCAUCAGCCAUCAUCAUCACCGUCCACCCCUCAUCAUCUAUCCAUCAUCAACGGUCCAUCAUCUAUCAUCCAAUUCAAUUCAAGGGCUCAAAUUUCUGUUCAUUAUCAAUCCAAUCCUAGGGCUCCUAGCCCUCGAAUUCGAACAGUGUACGGCGGCAAAUUGAACGGCUUAGCACCACCACCUUCACGUGAAAUCAUUAAUUCCGUACCAAUUUGAGCGAUGAAACAGGUUCGGUCGAAUUAAUUAGGUGUUCGGUCGGACCGAAUUGUGAUUUGGGCGAACUCAUGGAAGGUUCGGUCGGACCCGACCUUUGCACGAACUCUAAAUUUUGGGUUCGGUCGAACUCCGUUACGGGUUCGGUCGAACCCAAAUCCUCUGUUUUUAUCUCUGUUUUUCCUCUGUAAUUGGCGAUUGAGAUGCGUUUUGGUGUUGUAUGGUGGUUCGAAUUGAUACUCUGGUUGUUGCGUGAUGGAGUUAGGUGUUGUUUAUGCCAAAAUUCGUAUGGAGACGACUUUCGGCUAGGAUCGACACUAACUAAGCAAAGAAUUAAUAACACAAAUAAAGGAGACACGACACCGAGAAGUGUUGACGCGGAAAACCCAGGAAUAAGGUAAAAAACCGCGGAUAGCUAUGAGGCUAUCAAUCCACUAAGUAUUCUAUAUGAUUGUUUAUGCUCUUCUUUUCUGAGAAUUGAUAUCGAAGAUCUAAAGUACAAUGAUGAACGCUAAAGACAGUUGAUAGCUUAAGAGUUUAAGUGCUUGAGUGAAUGUCCCUUCAUCACGCCGUUCUUUAUGCUUUUAUAUGCCAAAUGCUAACGGUUCUAUUGGUUGGGAAGAUCCCUGGAAGAUAGGGAUUCCUCCUUGGCCGUUGCUCACGUCUUCAACAAACUCCCUAAUCUUCGGUCAAAGCUUGGACCUCUUCCCAUCUUAUGACGGCGUGGCCCAUGUUGGGCUUCUGGGCUUGGAACUUGACCUAUCUCCUCUUUGUCGCCAGAGCCUUGUCGCUGGUCUUACGUCGCCCAGGCUUUGUCGCCUGUCGCUUCGCUCGACAGGCUCACUUGACACGACGCCACCUGCGACACGAUGAUACCUGGAUGGCACGACAAUAUCAGACGUCAAAGCAGUUAUGUCGUUAGUCCAAUAAAGUGGGAUAACAGUUUGCCCCCAAUUGUGAGUUUGCGGAGUGCAUGCAAAGCAAAAGAAACAAUUCAAAAUUCAAAAAGUAAACCGUCUACAACCGUCCAGUUCGUGGGACGGAACCGUUCCGAUUCUCGAAGUAAUAAAUGCCAAUUUUUCGCGACAUGAAAUAAAGUGUCUUAGAAUUUUUCGAAGGAAGUUUCCAGAUCUGAAAACAAGAGAGAGAAAAGGAAGGGAGGAAUUGCUUUCGUUGCUUCGAUUUAGCCAUACCCAGGUAAAAUUUCGAUCAUUUCCUUCGAUUUUCUUGUAGAUUUUAGUAGAGCGAUGGCAAAAACUAGGCCGACCGUGGUUAAGGAUAAGGAAGAUGUUGGGGUUAGUCGGGCCAAGUCACUCAACCCGUUCUACUCUACUGUUGAGGAUCCAGCGGCUUUUAUAACUCUCGCCGGUCUGCCGCCGUCGGCUGAAGUGAGGAUUCCUGGUCAAGAGGAUGAGGCCAAGGAUUGCCCGGAGGGUUAUGUGGUCAUGUAUGAGUACCCUUUUAUUCUGGGGUUUUUGUUUCCUUUUACACCCUUGGCUAGAUCUUUUGUUGAGGUGUUCAAUUUAAGCCCUGGCCAAUUGAUGCCCCAGAUCUGGCGUAUUUUUACUGUAGUGCAUAGGGUUACUUCGGGUUGUCGAACACCGUUUGACUUGGCUGAUCUGAUGCAUGUUUAUGAUUUAUCCUUGAAGGAGUGUUGUCGGUAUACUUUGGUGACGAAGAAAAAGAAGAAGAAUUUGUGUGUCGGGUUAGCUGUAAAUGAUAGGGGUUGGCAAAGUCGUUUUGUUUAUGUGAAUAAGGCGUCUCUAGGAGAAGUAGGAAACUUCUUAGUGGAAGGGUGGACGACGGAAGUUGUUGAUACGUCGUUAGCUGGUCUGAACUCUGACUCACGAUAAGUGUUUGAGGUUUCUGGGUUGUUCUGUCGUGGAGAGAUCGUUCAGCCGUGACGGAGGUCGUUUGGGAAGUCAAGAGGGGUGUAACACC